Bipolaris oryzae ATCC 44560 is the source of this 1380-nucleotide messenger RNA. RefSeq lists its product as uncharacterized. The coding region runs from base 1 to 1380 and encodes 459 amino acids. The record is from RefSeq and is a predicted model, not a curated record. NCBI's taxonomy places the organism in Eukaryota, Fungi, Ascomycota, Dothideomycetes, Pleosporales, Pleosporaceae. The transcript is spliced from 5 exons.
AUGACUUCUGGUCAAGUUAGCCAAGCUGAUGCCAACCUCUGGCUCGCCUAUGGUACCAAGCUCAAGAGCCAGUUCUUGCAAGGUGGCCUCGGACCUGAUGAGCAUUUCUACAUCGCUCCCAUCUCUGCUGCUGGCAUUGCUGCUGGCGCGCGUGUCGACCAGAACGUCACCAACUACGGCAUCUACAAUGUUGCCGACAGUCUUCUGUCCUUGAAGAGCCCCGUGUUCUUGCCAACUCGCGAUAGCUACUCCAAGCGAGCUCUGCAAUAUUCUGGUCAAGUGUUCCUGGACCCAGAUGGCAAUCAGGGUGCCGCUGUCCGCUACAAGAAUGCUCAAGACGCCUACACCCAAGCCAAUCAGGAUCUGGCAGACGCCAAGAAGCAGGCUCUGGCUGACUGGAAAUCAGACACCAAUGAUGGAAUCACCACUGACUCCUUUCCUGUUUGGGCAUCUAGAAAUGCUCCAGGAUAUGCAUCUGCCGAAUCAGCGCAGAGAGCUGCUGCAGCUGAAAUGAGUGCCGCAAGCGCUUCCAUCAAGGGUCCUAACGCUGCAGUUCUUGGUGGCAUCCAAACCAAUUUGCAAAGCGCUUUGGGAACCAAUAUUGUUCCUGGGUUUACCAUGAACGUUUCUGCUUGCCCGGCGAAUCAAGUCGGUGCCAAGACCACAGGUACCCCGUUGGCCACAUUUGUCAAUCCACUUUACAGCAUUGACGCUACAUACUCUGCGAAUGUCGAUAACUGGAUCGCUACCUAUACUCAGAACUUGAAGUCCCCUAUCAAGUUCAGUUUCAACGCUAGCCAAGCUUCAAGCACUGAUUGGGGCAGUCUUGGCUUUUCUCAGGACUCUGUUGAGGUCAAAGGAUCAUAUGCCAUCUUCUUCACGGCCACCUACUAUGAGAACAAUCAACAGGUCACCAAGCACAUGACUGCCGAGGAAGCUGGCUCUGAUCUUGAGAUCACCUUGACUGCCACGGGAUUUGGCUCUUACAAGGUUCAGCCAGGCAAUUGGAAUCCAGCUGGUCUUUUCAAGAUGCCACUCGUUGACAACGCUGAUCAAUCCCUUCGCGAUCCAUCCGCCUAUGUCACCACCGCCAUCCUCGCAUAUGGUGUUGGCCUCUCCGUUAAGCUCAGCUCCACCGCCUCCAGCCAGAUUCACGACUACAUCUCCAAGGCAUCUUCCUCUGGUGGAUCUGCAUCUAUUUUUGGCUUCAAUAUUGGCCUUGGUGGCUCGGCCGAGAAGAGCAAUACUUCCACUGUCAAUUUCGACGAUGUCAAGAAUGCUAGCUCGGGCACCACCGUCAACAUUCCUCCUUCUGACAAUAGUUAUCCAACGUUGUUGGCCGUCGUUGGUACUUCGCUUCCAAUCCCACCUAAUAAUUAA